AUGCCAAGUCAACAAGAUUCAGCUACCGUUCGAGCUGUAUGUGUUCUUAAAGGUGGUGAAAAUAAUACUAUUCAAGGAGUAAUUCAUUUUGCUCAAAUGAUUGGCAUGAAUCAAAUGAAAAUAACAGGUGAAAUACAAGGUUUACCGAUUGAUCGUAAAUUUACUAUACAUGUACAUGAAUUUGGUGAUUUAACAAAUGGUCCUAUAUCAACUGGUAGUCGUUUUAAUACAGACAAACAAGUUCCAAGUUCAUCAAAAGGUCAAACAUCCUAUGUUGGUGAUGAGUUUGGUAAUUUACAAGUGAAUCAAGAAGGUCAAGCUAAAAUUGAUGUUAUUGAUAAACGGUUAACUUUAUUUGGUCCAUCGUCUAUUAUUGGUCGGUCAGUAGUAAUUAUUGAUGAAAAAGAAGAAGAGUUAGCACGAGUUGAAACUGAAGAAAAUAAAGGAACAACUACAGUUGGUACUAAUCGACUUGCUGCUGGUGUUAUUGCUGCUACUCCCAAUCGUGCUUAUGAUGAUGAUCGAACAAUGCAUCAAAUUGUUGAACGUGCACUUCAUGAAAUUACUCAAUUAAGUCCUCCAAAGCAAGCUGCUGUCGGUGGUCUUUCGGGCAUUGCAGCGGGAUAUUGUUUUGCAAAAGCUAGUAAAAUGGUAGCAUUUACUAUUGGUGCAUCUAUUAUUGGGUUAGCUCUUGCUAAUCAAUCUGGUUAUAUUGAUAUUCAUUUUGAUCGAGUUCGUGAUACAGCACAACAACAAUUAAAUAAUGUUCAACGUGUAGCGAGAUCGAAUCUUUCACCACUAACAAAUAAUAUAGAUGGAGAAGAGAUUGAAACAUUUAUUGAUCAAUCAUCAAACAGUAUAACUGAUUCAUUAAAAAAAUUUGCUUUUGCAAAUUUAGCUAUAACAUCUUCAUUUAUCGGUGGUUUUCUUCUUGGUAUCGCUUUUGAAUAA
This is a messenger RNA of Rotaria sp. Silwood1, 951 nucleotides long. Lineage: Eukaryota; Metazoa; Rotifera; Eurotatoria; Philodinida; Philodinidae. The record is from the annotation of a GenBank genome assembly.